AUGAACGUUCCGGUCUUGACGCUUCUGCCCGGCGACAGCUUUGCGCCCGCGCCCGCCAACUGGCCCGUCCACGAUAUCUCGGCCGACCAGGCGCAGGUGCUCGCCAAGCUCCAGGCCAAGAUCGACCUCGCCUUCGUGGCCAAGAGCACGGGCAACACGACCGACGCGGCGCGCAACGACGAGCUCCUCGCGUGGUGCGACACCCGCUGCCUCGUGCGCUACCUCAAGGCCACCAAGUUCCACCUCGACCAGGCCAUCGAGCGCCUUGCAAUCACGCUCAAGUGGCGCUUUGAGUACGCGCCCGACAAGAUCACGGCCGACGAGGUCGCGCCCGAGGCCGAGACGGGCAAGAGCUUCCUUAGCGGCUUUGCGCGCGACGGCCGCCCCGUGUGGUACAUGCGCCCGCACAUGGAGAACACCAAGACGCAUGACCGCCAGCUCCGCUUUACAUGCUACAACUUGGAGAAGGCGAUCGCACUCAUGCCCGAAGGCCGCGAGUCGGUCGUCAUUGUCAUCGACUACGAGCACAUCAACCGCCACAACUCGGUGCCGUUCUCGGUCGCCCGCGAGUUUCUGCACACCAUGUCGAGCCAUUACCCCGAGCGCCUCGGUGUGAGCCUCAUGGUCAACGCGUCGUGGUACUUUUCGGUCGUCCUCAAGCUCCUCUCGCCCUUCAUCGACAGCGUCACGAUGGCCAAGCUCAAGCUCGUCAAGACGGCGCACAUGGCGUCGGCCGGGCCGGUCGCCGACGAGAUGACGCCAGAGGCCAUUAACGCCAAGAAGCAGACGUUCUCUGGCAACCACGCUGACGCGCGCCUCUUUGUCCAGCCCAAGUACCUCCUCCAAGAGUACGGCGGCAACUUUGGCUGGAGCUGGGACUUUGCGUCGUACUGGUCGGCGCUUGCGGCGGUCCAGAAGCACUAAGAAUCUCAGUCGAUAGACGUUUGUGUACAUGAUACAUUUCGAUGCAUGUGUUUCGAC
Messenger RNA from Saprolegnia parasitica CBS 223.65, 981 nucleotides. RefSeq lists its product as hypothetical. The transcript is spliced from 4 exons. The record is from RefSeq and is a predicted model, not a curated record. Gene Ontology annotation, molecular function: phosphatidylinositol transfer activity. The coding region runs from base 1 to 924 and encodes 307 amino acids. Lineage: Eukaryota; Oomycota; Saprolegniomycetes; Saprolegniales; Saprolegniaceae.